Mytilinidion resinicola is the source of this 1109-nucleotide messenger RNA. RefSeq lists its product as uncharacterized. The record is from RefSeq and is a predicted model, not a curated record. The transcript is spliced from 2 exons. Bases 1 to 612 code for a protein of 203 amino acids. Lineage: Eukaryota; Fungi; Ascomycota; Dothideomycetes; Mytilinidiales; Mytilinidiaceae.
AUGAAAAGAAGGCGUAUCACAAUUGCAUGGGGAGGUGUGGUAUCGGAAGUCAUCGGCGUAAUCCUUCGAUGUUGGGGGAGGCUUGGGUUUCAUCACAAGGUUAGGAACCAAGGCGUGAUGGGUGCUGUCCUGGACUCGGUUGUUUGGGAGCAAAAUCGACCAAUCGACAAUACUAUGGGGGCGCGGAGUCAACCAACUGACGCGAUAUCACCAACGGCUAUGAAAGAAUGUUCAUGGGUCCUGUCCUGGAAUCUGGCCUUUCCCAAGUCAAAACGCGAUCCCAAAACACAGUAUGGGGAAGUGUGGGAUCAUCGUAGCUGUGACCCGCUGAUCAUGUGGGUAGAGUUUGGGUUUCUGUCGCAAUACUACACCAAUUGGCCAGGAAUGAUGGGUGCUAGGGACAGCAUUGAACAAUUCGACAUGGCUGAGGUGCUGAGAUCGGGGUUUUGGAACCAAAAAGCACCAAAUGAGAAGCUGAUGGGGAGGCGGGAUCAAAAGACGAUGUGUGGUAGGAUCAUGUGCGCGCAGCUUGGUUCUGUUGCAAUAACAGCAGCUUGUAAGGAAUUAUGGGUGCUGUUCCCGACUUUGGUCUAUCAACAAAACCGAUACUGAAAUAGGCCGAUGUUGGUGGAGUUGGGACUUGUCAAACACGUCCAAAUUUUUCAUGAUGGCUGUGCCCUGCACUCGGUCGUUUGAACCAAUCUAGAAACUGGUGCAGAUUAUGGAGAGGUGUGGAAUCAGCCAUGGCUGCACUGAUGGCCAUGUAAGUAGAGCCUGGUUCUGUCAAAAACUCUGUUUACCGAGAAGCGCAAUGGAUCCUGUCCUCGGCCUUCGUCUUCUCACCAAGCGGCGAAAAGGAGUUUUCCAUGUUAUCAGAGUUGGGACUUGCUAAACCGAACCGUCCUUAUCGUCGUAUGGCUGUGCCCUGAACUCGCUCGUUUGGGGCCAAAUCAGGAACUUAGUGGGCAUAUGGAGAGGUGUGAAAUCAACUGGCCCCGCACUACCAGCAAAAUGGGUAGAGCCUGAUUCCGUCAAUAACCAAGCUCACUGGAUGUUAUGAAUGCUGUCCCCGGCUUUAGUCCCAUCAACUACAGAAUAUCGUAAAGUGC